CGGGCAGCAUUAGUACAUCCGGGUGAUUCCAGUCACCUUGGGUUGGUGGUGAGAAUCAUGGCGGCUCUUGUCAGGAUACGUUCUGUUUGCUGCAGAGGUGUCAGUCCUCUGUUGUUUCGCUCUUGCUCCCUCAUCAGACCUUUAGCUGUACAGAAGAAGGAUCGUGACUGUCCAUACUUGAUAUCAGCAAAGAUACAUGCUACUCCAUCCAGUUAUGCAGGCUCCGGGUCCAAAGCUGCUUCGCUGCACUGGACAGGAGAGAGGAUCCUGAGCAUAGUUCUUCUGGGCUUGGCACCUGUUGCGUACUUUUACCCUGUCCCUGCUGUUGACUACUCUUUAGCAGCAGCUCUUACUCUACAUGGUCACUGGGGUCUUGGGCAGGUUGUGACAGAUUAUGUUCACGGAGACUUUAAAAUCAAGAUGGCUAAUGCUGGCCUCUUCCUUCUGUCGACCGUCACCUUCGCCGGCCUGUGCUACUUCAACUACCAUGACGUGGGGAUUUGCAAAGCUGUGGCCCUCUUGUGGAGUAAAUGACUGGAAUGAGAUGAGGGUGCUGUGGGAUCCGCUUUCGGCGUCGGAGUUCCAGUUAAUUCUAUACAAUUGUGACAUUAUGUGUAAAUUCUAUAAAUAUAUUAUUUUUGGCAACAUUGUGUUGAUUUGCAGGUGUUUUUAAUUGUUAAUGUUGUCAGUUUUUUCAGAACAUGCUCAGCUUUUGCUUAAGAUGGAAAUCUCUGAAAAUGGAAAUGGUCUACUCACCAUUGUCUGGCAAAUCAGUGUUUCUGAUGCAGCAAAUGCAACAAAUUAUUGUGGCUUCAAGAAUCUGGUCACUGUAUUUGAACUUGAAAAAUCAUUACACUAACAAUAUAACAUUUUUACAGGAAAAUGAUCAGGUAAUAAAUGUUUUGGUCAUA
Molecule: messenger RNA, 911 nt
Organism: Cyprinus carpio (common carp)
Lineage: Eukaryota; Metazoa; Chordata; Actinopteri; Cypriniformes; Cyprinidae
Product: succinate dehydrogenase [ubiquinone] cytochrome b small subunit B, mitochondrial-like
Biological process (GO): mitochondrial electron transport, succinate to ubiquinone; tricarboxylic acid cycle
Cellular component (GO): mitochondrial envelope; membrane
Molecular function (GO): heme binding; ubiquinone binding
Source: RefSeq, a predicted model, not a curated record